Messenger RNA from Rhizoctonia solani, 807 nucleotides. Its product is annotated as glutathione S-transferase. The record is from RefSeq and is a predicted model, not a curated record. NCBI's taxonomy places the organism in Eukaryota, Fungi, Basidiomycota, Agaricomycetes, Cantharellales, Ceratobasidiaceae. Bases 1 to 807 code for a protein of 268 amino acids. The transcript is spliced from 8 exons.
AUGAUUAGAGGUCUUGUUUCGACACAACCACUUCGUCAAGUUGCUCGCAAACCGUUCUAUUCAAGCUCGAUAUUUGUUAAAGGGAUGGCUACUUCUGGUCCUGCUGCGUUGCAAAAUGAAAAGGGGUUGCAUCUGUUGACGAUGCCCACUCCCAAUGGCCGCAAAGUUCAAACUGCGCUUGAGGAACUCAAAGACGUCUACCAGACUCCAUUUUCAUGGACCUAUAUCGACAUUAGCAAGAAUAUUCAAAAGGAACCCUGGUUCCUCAGCCUGAACCCAAACGGUCGUAUCCCAACGCUGGUCGAUAACAGCCAGUCCAAGCCGUUCCCGGUGAUGGAAUCGGGCGCAAUCCUAUUGUACCUUGAUCAAUUCUAUGAUAAGAAUAAAGUUUUCGGAUUUGCCGAUCCUCUGGAGCAUAAUGAAAUGUUGCAGUGGCUGUUCUGGAUGAAUGCCGGUCUUGGACCGAUGCAAGGCCAGCUGAACCAUUUUAACAAGUUUGCUCCAGAGAAAAUUGAGUAUGGAAUCAAGCGGUACCAUGAUGAGACUCUCAGGCUGUUGAGCGUCAUUGACGAUCAUUUGUCGGGCAAAUGGACCAAAGAACCCGAGCGAGAAUAUCUCGCUGGUAAUGGUAAAGGAAAGUACAGCUGGGCGGACAUUUCGACUUAUCCAUGGGUUUACAUUGCGGAAUUUAGUGGUAUUACCAAGGAUGAGCUGGCAUCGUUGAAGCAUCUGAAUGCUUGGCUCGAGAGAAUCACCCAGCGACCGGCUGUCCAGAGAGCACUUAACAACUACGCGAAGCCGGAGUAG